AUAAUCUAAAACGAAAGUAAACUAUAUACAAAUCGAAAGUAAAUUGUACUUUUAAAAAUGGGUAAGGGAUUGAGCACGUGUAGUUACAAAAUAGACCACGGAUAUUCCACAAGCAGCAGGAGAAUCGAACACGCAGAAAACAUAGAAUUGCAACGUUUUUCGCGUCAUCACAAAUCUAGGGAUGUCGAGCAUUUGCAAGCGCGGCUGAUUGAGUAUGAAGAGGAAAUAUCGAAGUUGAAAGAAAAAGAACAACAAUAUACGUUGCAACGGAAGCAAUUUCAAAACGAAAUAUCGAGGUUGAAACAAAAAUCGGACGAUUGGUACGCUGCUUGUGCUGAGGAAAUGGAGAGAAGCGGAUGUAUGGAGAAUACCAACGAUGUGCACAAUAACAGUCAGCUGGCUGACCGGUUCGACGGCAAGGUCAAGAACUUGUGGCUGGACCUGUGUGACCUUAUAUCCCAUGACCAUCCAAACUUUUCAGAGCUAGAUCGAUUAAAAAUAUUGUCUUGUAUUACUAAGUUCGUGUAUCAGCAAUGUUCUCGUAAAGCUGAGGAGGCCGUUCAAAGUUUGACAUUUGGAAAUGUCGACACAGUCACGAAAAAGGAGCUUAACAUACUUCUUGCCGUCAGAAAAAGAGCAGGUCAAGUGGAAAGAACUAGGGAUUCUAUUGUGCAGGAAAUAUACGACAAGACAAUGAAAACUGAGCAUGUAAAGAAUAUAGUGAAGACUAAGCAUUCUGAACUUACGUCUACUUUAACAAAUUUCAUAAAAGAACUUGCGGAUGUGUGUUGGUUGAUGUCGAUCUCGCAACCAGUAUUGUCCCUUAAUUUUGAGUUUCAGGCUUCAAUGAGGGAAAAGUUUGUAGAGUAUGCCGCGGAAGUUACGCCAGCUGUCAAUGUAAAGCUAAAAACCGGGGAUGUGUUGUUGGUCGUACGACCAUCGGUAGAAUAUAAAGACGCAAGUGGAUAUUUAAAGAAAGGGGAAGUACUUGUAGUUCCUAAAUGUGUGGAAACGAUCGUUUAAAAUAGAAAUUGAUUUUUUUUUGCGUUUCUGUGAUAUUGUGAUAAAAAGAAACUUGUCAAAAUAUAUACGGUAUUGUACAUAUUAAGCCAUUGAUUAUUUUAGUUUGUGUCAAUACUUUUAUCAAUAUUGUUAAGAGCAUUACACAAAUCAAUAUUAUGAUUCUAAUGCUUUAAUAGAAAGAAUAAUAUUACAGUAGAUGAUACAAGAUAAGUAUUGAUGCAGAGCGUCAAAGGGCGUCGGGAAUUUCAGUGUAAAUGGCACUCAAUCAGGUUACAUAGAACGAUUUAUUUCUACUGUUAAUAUUAAUAUAUUGGCCGAUUAUUUUAAACAAAAUAGAAAAAGAUAAUGGUAUAACCAUUAUCUAUGAUUUUGUGUUAUAACCCCCAAAUAACCAUCAUCUAUGAUGUUGUGCUAUAACUCCUCAAUAACCAUUAUCUAGGAUUUUGUGCUGUAACCCCCAAAUAUUACAUAGUUUAUUUUAUUUACAUUGGUUUCCUUUUUUUACUGGCAUCCGUGUGCAGUUUUCUUAAUGGAACAGAACUGUGUAGGUUUUAAAAAAUCUGCUCCACCUUGUAAGCGUAAUUUCAUAUUUUUCUCAACUUCAAGGGAAGAUGAUUCUGAACUUAUUCUUACGAUGCUCAUUUACGAUAGGGCUUGAGUACUCAUUGAUAUGAAAACACUGUAAAAGUUUUAAUGUGUUUACGAACCCACCCACCCUCUCACACAUAAAUUUCAUGGGCAUAAUAAAAACAAAAAAUGGUUACAAUAAAACAGCAUAUUUAUUUAAACUAAAAUGUCUACAUCAACAGAGUUAACAUAGUACACAAAUACAAUAAUUUGAUUCUACUGGGGCUCGAACCUUGGGCCUCUCACAUGUGAAGCGAGCGUGUAACCACUACACUACGGAACCGCUUGAAAAAUCAACUAACUAAGAUAUUAAUAAGUGACUGUAGUGUAACGGUUAUCAAUAAAGCAAUAAACCGUGUAAUCGCUGUCGUCUUGUAAAAUUGAAGAAAAUACGCGUUAACCAAAACUCAAACAUCAAACGUCUGCGCUAUUAUUAGAAAAACCACAAAAUAAAUAUAUUUUGAUUAUGUUUUAUUUUUAUACAAAACCAUAAAGUUUCACCGGUUCGCGUAUUUGCCCAGUCCCAGUGAUCUUUUAUUAUUGCCCAGUCCCUGUGAUCAGUUAUUAAUUAAAAGAAUUUACUUUGCAUUAUUGGCAAUAAAUGUUGUAGUAAUUGUAAUAGGCACAAAUGCAGUACGUAUUUACUCUAAAUUACAAACAAAAAAUCACCACUAUGCAAGAUAUUCUGACAAAAAAAAUAUAUACAUUGAUCCGUAAAAUAACUUCUCCUCCCAUAAGCGAAAAAAAACAACGUAUUACAUACUAGUCGCCGCAC
Molecule: messenger RNA, 2425 nt
Organism: Dreissena polymorpha
Lineage: Eukaryota; Metazoa; Mollusca; Bivalvia; Myida; Dreissenidae
Exons: 9
Coding region: 58-1023 (321 amino acids)
Source: RefSeq, a predicted model, not a curated record